AUUUUCCCCAGUUCUGUAACACAGUUGAGCAAACCUCCAGCUUCUUUAUAUUUUCCUCUUCGAUACACUCGAGGCCCCUCUCUUCGACAUCUCCGCCAAAAAGUAGCGGCGAUUUCUUCAAAGUCUCACACUCUUGCUUUCGCCUUUUAUACUCUAUAACUCCUCGUUCCCUCACACAUUUUCUCACUCCCUUUCUAAUUCUCCGUCCAUUUCUCUCUCUGUCUAAACAUGUCUCAAGUGGUGGCUACUCGCUCGAUCCAAACUUCAUUUUCCAGCCCUAGCCAUGGAUCUCUCCAGACCCAAGUCGAGAAGCUUAUUAAGCCUUCUAGCUUCGCAUCAAAAGUGCUAGCUCGGAAUGAACGGAGCAAGAACUGUAACGCUAUUCGUGUAAAUAUGCCGCAGAUCACUGCUAGGAGAUCUGUGCGUGCCGAGCCUCAAGUCCUCCCCGUUUCUCCUGAAGAUGUUCCUAAGAGUGAGGAGCAACUUCAGUAUCUUCAGGCAAUUCAGCAACUUGGUGACACUUCUGUGGGCAUGUGGUCUAAACCUACUGUAAGGCGCAAGACAAAGAUAGUAUGUACAAUUGGUCCCUCUACAAACACAAGGGAGAUGAUAUGGAAGCUGGCUGAAGCUGGAAUGAAUGUUGCUCGGCUCAAUAUGUCUCACGGAGACCAUGCAUCUCAUCAGAAAGUCAUCGAUUUGGUUAAGGAGUAUAAUGCCCAGUCUAAGGACAACGUCAUAGCCAUCAUGCUUGACACAAAGGGUCCUGAGGUUAGAAGUGGUGACUUGCCCCAACCAAUCACAUUGCAACCUGGACAGGAAUUCACUUUCACAAUUAAGAGAGGGGUGGGCACAGCUGAUUGUGUCAGUGUCAACUAUGAUGACUUUGUAAAUGAUGUUGAAGUAGGAGACAUGCUUCUCGUUGAUGGGGGCAUGAUGUCUUUACAGGUGACAUCCAAGACAGAAGAAUCUGUGAAGUGUGAAGUUGUUGAUGGGGGGGAACUUAAAUCAAGGAGACAUCUAAAUGUUCGAGGGAAAAGUGCCACACUUCCCUCUAUUACUGAAAAGGAUUGGGAUGACAUCAAGUUUGGAGUGGACAACAAAAUUGACUUUUACGCUGUUUCCUUUGUCAAAGAUGCAGCAGUGGUCCAUGAACUGAAAAAUUAUUUGAAGAGCUGUGGUGCAGAUAUUCAUGUUAUUGUGAAAAUUGAGAGUGCAGACUCCAUACCAAAUUUGCAUUCAAUAAUUACUGCAUCAGAUGGGGCAAUGGUUGCAAGAGGAGAUCUUGGGGCAGAGCUGCCUAUUGAGGAGGUUCCUUUGUUACAGGAAGAAAUCAUCAACAUUUGCCGAAGUAUGGGAAAAGCUGUCAUUGUUGCUACCAACAUGCUGGAAAGCAUGAUUGUCCAUCCCACCCCAACACGAGCAGAGGUAUCAGAUAUUGCGAUUGCUGUUAGAGAGGGUGCUGAUGCUGUUAUGCUUUCUGGAGAAACAGCUCAUGGAAAGUUUCCCUUGAAAGCUGUCAAAGUUAUGCACACUGUGUCGCUACGGACUGAAGCUACUAUUGUUGGUGGUGAAACCCCUCCAAAUCUAGGCCAAGCCUUCAAGAACCAUAUGAGUGAGAUGUUUGCUUUCCAUGCAACGAUGAUGUCCAACACUCUUGGAACCUCCAUUGUUGUCUUCACUAGAACUGGUUUCAUGGCCAUCUUACUGAGCCAUUAUCGUCCUUGUGGCACUAUAUUUGCUUUUACAAAUGAUAAGAAAGUUCAACAGAGACUGGCUUUGUACCAAGGCGUAUGUCCAAUAUAUAUGGAGUUUUCAGAGGGUGCAGAGGAGACCUUCACUAAUGCAUUGUCCUUGUUGCAGAAGCAAGGGAUGGUGAAGGAAGGAGAGCAGGUAGCCCUUGUUCAGAGUGGCAGACAGCCAAUCUGGCGGCUCCAAUCUACUCACAAUAUCCAGGUCAGAAAAGUUUAGACAGAUGAAAAGCCUGGAACCAGCUUAGGAUUAUUAGUGUUGGACGCUUGACGCUUCAACCUUUCAGUGGAAAUAUACCUCAGUCGGUGGUGUUACAUGAAUUUUUGUGCAAGAUUGCUCGAGUCCUAUUUAUUGUAUCUGCCUCGUGCUUCGUUAUGUUGUGACCUAGGAUACCAAGUUAUGUUUUUUUUUCUUAGACACCAAUGAUACUGGCAGUUGAAUGUGAUUUUUGAAUGAGAAAAAUGUUGGAAUGAGAACUCAUUUUUCUUCCGGAACA
Nicotiana attenuata is the source of this 2245-nucleotide messenger RNA. RefSeq names its product plastidial pyruvate kinase 2. The coding region runs from base 229 to 1968 and encodes 579 amino acids. Gene Ontology annotation, molecular function: potassium ion binding; magnesium ion binding; pyruvate kinase activity. The record is from RefSeq and is a predicted model, not a curated record. Lineage: Eukaryota; Viridiplantae; Streptophyta; Magnoliopsida; Solanales; Solanaceae. Gene Ontology annotation, biological process: glycolytic process. Gene Ontology annotation, cellular component: cytoplasm; chloroplast stroma. The transcript has 12 exons.